This is a messenger RNA of Macroventuria anomochaeta, 2227 nucleotides long. Its product is annotated as mitochondrial carrier. NCBI's taxonomy places the organism in Eukaryota, Fungi, Ascomycota, Dothideomycetes, Pleosporales, Didymellaceae. The transcript is spliced from 8 exons. Bases 380 to 2227 code for a protein of 615 amino acids. Gene Ontology annotation, biological process: mitochondrial L-ornithine transmembrane transport. The record is from RefSeq and is a predicted model, not a curated record. Gene Ontology annotation, molecular function: L-ornithine transmembrane transporter activity.
GCUUGUGUACUCAUGCAGGGUUCUCACAAGGCUAAUUGAAAAUUUCGUCACGCCUUUACACAUUUGCACGAUAUUGGGUGCCGAUUGCCUUGGGUGCAUUCACCACCACCCCGUUACAGAACCCACCCCGCGGCCCGCUGCAGAUUUGAGGCCUUAGUCGCCCUGUGCUACGUCGUGCACACGACUCCUUCUCCACUCACGAAAUCACAUAAUACCGUGCCCGCGCUCAUGGGAUUGACAGCUUGAGCAGCCACCUCUCGCCCUCCUCACCGCCUACGAUUACUGCUUCGUACAGUACCAUGCUCACUGCUUCAUGACAUAGCUUUGACCAAUAUAUCCUGUAUACACAUACAUACGAAUCAAUAGCACCAGCACACCCAUGGAAUUACACGAGAGUCCGGUGUCGGUGGUGGGGGCAAGAGGUGGAUUCAACAAACCAGUCAUGGUGGAGGAAGUACGUCCCACAGCCAUCACAAACGCCAGUGGGCAAGGAGAAGAGGCCUUGAAGGAUGUUGUGUGCGGCUCAGUUGCAGGUAUUGUUGGCAAAUACAUCGAGUACCCAUUCGACACAGUCAAGGUUCGCCUGCAGUCACAGCCAGCGACGUUACCGCUGCGGUACAACGGGCCAUUGGACUGCUUCAAGAAGUCGCUGCAGCGAGAUGGGUUCCUCGGCAUAUAUAGGGGCAUAAGCGCCCCUCUGGUGGGUGCUGCUGUCGAGACAAGCACCCUGUUCUUCAGUUACCGUGUUGCUGGAGACGCCUUGAAGGCAUCUGGAGUUUAUCCAGAGCUGAAGAAAAAUCCUGAUCAAGACUUACCCUACUCAGCGAUGCUCGGCUGUGGCAUGGUCGCUGGAGCUAUCACCUCACUCUUCCUCACGCCGAUCGAGCUUGUCAAGUGCAAGGUGCAGGUACCUGUAGAGACAUCGAGCGGGAUCGUUGCUCGUCCAACCGUACUCAGUAGUAUCGUCUCGGUCUAUCGUCACCAGGGCAUCCUGGGCUACUGGCACGGCCAACUUGGAACCUUCAUUCGCGAGACCGGCGGCGGCGCAGCAUGGUUCGGUGGCUACGAAGGCAUGAAGAUUGUCUUCAAAAAGGUGAACGGAUCAUCCAGCGAGGAUCUGCCCAUCUGGCAGCGCAUGGCCUCCGGGUCCAUCGCUGGCGCGGCGUACAACUUCGCGUUCUACCCCGCAGACACCAUCAAGUCGCGCAUGCAGACAGAGGAUGUGGGCAAGCUGACUGGCGGCCGUUCCACUUUCGGCGCGGUUGGCAAAGCGCUGUGGAGAGACCAUGGCAUCAAGGGCAUGUAUCGCGGGUGCGGUAUCACAGUGGCUCGCUCGAUACCCAGUUCUGCGUUUAUUUUCACAGUGUACGAGGAGUUGAAGAAGCAUUGGCCAGAGAGACGGUACUCACAUGGAAUUGAUUCAUCUUCCUCGUUAUUGCAUAGUAGAACUACGAGCAUCGCGUCAUCUGCGCGUACCGAGGCACAACAGAGCCUGUCUCUGACCACGAGACAUGGACAAAUUACAUGCGCUCGAGGUCUGGAAGCGCACAAUACAAUAGAAAAUGUGUCUGCGCUCGAGAAGAUCGUCCUCGACCCCAAGUACCAUGACAUCCUCACACUGGUAAAAGGUGUACGGAAUGGCAUCGUCUACGGAGCCAAAGUGCGCUUCCCGCACGCACUCGUCAUGAUCUUCCUCUUCCGUUCAGGAACGUUACGUUCGAAAUGCACACUCGUCUACAAAGCGACACGGCAACAUGCCCGCAACCUCGGUCUCUUUGCCCUCGUAUACAAAACCACCAUGCUGUUCCUCCGCCACACCUCACCCACCGGCAAAGAGCGCCACUACGACUCCUUCCUCGCCGGUCUUCUCGGCGGCUACACAGUCUUCGGGCGCACAAUCCACAACUCGGUCUCCCAGCAGAUCGUUAUAUACGUCUUUGCGCGCGUGUGCUUAGCGCUGGCGAAACUCGCUGUGCAGCCGAGACAUGUUGCUGGGACGCCGGGCGGUGGAGGCGGCUGGGAGUUGUUUGGGGAUGGAGAGAUGAGGAGGAGUUUAGUCAGGAACGGAUGGCCGGCCUUUGCGAGUUUGAGUUGGGCGAUGGUGAUGUAUUUGUUUAGGUGGUAUCCGGAGAGUGUGCAGAGCAGUCUGAGGAGUAGUAUGAGCUACAUUUAUGUGCAGUCAGAUCAUUGGGACUCCCUACGGACGUUGAUAUGGCACAACAGAUGA